Messenger RNA from Phycomyces blakesleeanus NRRL 1555(-), 753 nucleotides. RefSeq lists its product as hypothetical. The transcript is spliced from 5 exons. Bases 1 to 753 code for a protein of 250 amino acids. NCBI's taxonomy places the organism in Eukaryota, Fungi, Mucoromycota, Mucoromycetes, Mucorales, Phycomycetaceae. The record is from RefSeq and is a predicted model, not a curated record.
AUGUUUGCCAUUGCCAAUCCCAAUGAAGUUUGUUGCAAAUGCACAAGAUGCAAUCGCAAUUCUCUUGGAUAUACCAUGACAGAUAAAAAAACUGCCAAGCGUCAUGCCCAGAAUGACAACAACAGAAAAAUAGAUAAAACCAUUAAUGUUUUGACAGCUGAAGUAAAUACUGGUGAAACUGAUAUGGACAUAGAUCAAAUUGAAGAAUAUGUUGAAGAUAACAAUCACUCUAUUGGUGCACCCUCACCAGAGCAGUAUGUCCAUACCUACUUACCUCUUUUGGUGGAAGAAUCUCUUUUUGGAACAGAGGAGUAUACUUCAGAGUAUGAGUCUGAAUAUGAAUUGUCAGAUGAAAUUGAGCCAGAAGAGCAAGACAGAGAGGAAGAACAGACAAACCUCCCAGAAAAUUUUUGGCAUAGAGUAAUUGCCAUUUUCACUGUAAUGUUUAUUUUGACUUUCAUUGUGGAUGACAGUGCUGUGAUCUUGAUUACGUUCAUCAAUACAAUACUUGCACAUUACAGAGAGGAUUUCCAACUUUUUAUAAGUAUUCCUGGUCUGAAGAAAAUGACAGGGUACAAUGACUUGAUGAAUGAGGUGUCCAAUUACGUAGCAUGCAGUGAUUACCACACCUUGUAUGACUACAGAAACACCACACAAACAUGUUGCAAUUUUAGAAGAGUCAGCAGCAAGACCUUUUGCGGAAACGAUCUUUACAAGCACAUAAAUGUAACACUUGUUUCCCUUUUAUCUUAA